GUGCGGAGAGCACGUGCAGCAGCAGCCCCUGGGGGCCCCUGGCGCGCAGCCGCGGUGGGAGACUGCGCCGCGUCCUGGGGGCCCCGUGUUCGGGGCGUGUGUCUGGGCGGGUGAGGGGCGCUGCACGGUGCUUUCCUCGUGAGUGAGUGUGUGUGGCCUCGGCUGAGCGCCCCGCCAAGCGGUGCUUGCGCCGAGGCGAGAGCGUGCGCACCCGUGCGGUGUGUGUGUGUGUGUGUGUCAGUGUGUCAGGUGACUCGGGUCACGCAGUCUCUCUCCCCCUCCUCGGUGAGGAACUGCCGCGCUCCGGUUGACUCCUCCGCCAGCAGGCGGGGCGGAGGAGGGGGCUCCCGGCGUGCUGGGAACCGCGGGACACAGACCUGGCCCCCGCCUUAGCUGUCUCCCACUAAACUCCAGACAAAACCCAAAUUCAGAAAUAGGUUGCGGGCGGAAGGCGCGGAGGAUUGGCCCCCACCAGGGACCCCCGCCGCCCCGGGGACGGCCGGCCCGCGGGCACUAUGAGCCAGGUGCUGGGGAAGCCGCAGCCGGAGGACGACGAGGAGGAGGAGGAGGAUGAACUGGUGGGGCUAGCAGACUACGGGGACAGACCCGACUCCUCCGACGCGGACCCGGACAGCGGGGCUGAGGAGGGAGUUCUGGACUUCAGCGAUCCCUUCAGCACUGAGGUGAAGCCAAGAAUCUUGCUCAUGGGCCUGAGGAGAAGUGGCAAGUCAUCUAUUCAGAAAGUUGUCUUUCACAAAAUGUCUCCCAACGAAACCCUGUUUCUGGAGAGCACUAACAAGAUAUGCCGGGAAGAUGUUUCCAACAGCUCCUUUGUUAAUUUUCAGAUUUGGGACUUCCCAGGGCAGAUUGACUUUUUUGACCCAACAUUUGACUAUGAGAUGAUCUUCAGGGGAACAGGAGCACUGAUAUUUGUCAUUGACUCCCAGGACGAUUACAUGGAAGCCCUGGCCAGGCUCCACCUCACAGUGACCCGAGCCUACAAAGUCAACACUGACAUCAACUUUGAGGUAUUUAUUCAUAAAGUGGACGGCCUCUCAGAUGACCACAAAAUUGAAACCCAAAGAGAUAUUCACCAGAGGGCAAAUGAUGACCUUGCAGAUGCUGGACUAGAAAAAAUUCACCUCAGCUUUUAUCUGACAAGCAUAUAUGAUCAUUCAAUAUUUGAAGCUUUUAGCAAAGUGGUUCAGAAACUGAUUCCACAACUCCCAACCCUGGAGAAUUUGCUGAAUAUCUUUAUCUCAAAUUCUGGAAUUGAAAAGGCAUUUCUCUUUGACGUUGUCAGCAAAAUUUAUAUUGCAACUGAUAGUACCCCAGUGGACAUGCAAACAUAUGAACUCUGCUGUGAUAUGAUAGAUGUGGUUAUCGACAUCUCUUGUAUUUAUGGUCUCAAAGAAGAUGGAGCAGGAACCCCCUAUGACAAGGAAUCAACAGCGAUUAUAAAGCUAAAUAAUACAACAGUUCUUUAUUUAAAAGAGGUGACAAAGUUCCUGGCUCUUGUUUGCUUUGUCCGAGAGGAAAGCUUUGAAAGAAAAGGGCUUAUUGACUAUAAUUUUCACUGCUUCCGGAAAGCCAUCCAUGAAGUAUUUGAGGUGAGAAUGAAAGUGGUGAAAUCACGAAAGGUUCAGAAUCAGCUGCAGAAGAAAAAAGGAGUCACCCCUAAUGGGACCCCUAGAGUGCUGCUGUAGGUGACGUUGCAGCAACAUCUUUUGAAAUGAGAUCUUUAUGAUGAGGCUGCUGCACUGUGUUGCACUACAGGAAGAGGAAGGAGUUGACAUGACAUGGAUCUGUUAAAAAUAUUCCUGCAACCCACUCAAUCUUCUCUUUUUUAAAUAAAGUAAGCACUUUGAAGCAAAAACUUGUAUAUUAAUGAAGUGAAAUCCACUGUAAUUUCAUUAUACAAAUGUAAACUUUUUGGUCUGUAUUAAGAAAAAUCACAUGUAAGAACUACCAGGAACUGUACAUAUUUUGCACUUUUUCAUGUUUUUUUCUCAUUGAACUGAACUUUGAUAAAACUACUUUUCUAAGCUUUUUUCUGUACUUGGUGUCAAGGACAUGCAUAUUGUAGUCUGUAUACAUAAGGCAAUCAGAAGUUAAAAAAUGAUACAUCGGCAGUGACUUUUUAUAAACAUGGGAAUAUUUGCUACCAAUUAUUUAAAAGAAAACAUUUUUCAGUGGAGCUGGAACAGACUGGGGCAGCAAGCUCCAGUAGCAAUAAGAACUGUCCUGUUUAUAAUGGUGUAAACAGGAGUUUUGUAGAAUAAUAAUAGCACCGAACUUAUCUAAAAAUUUCUAGCCGUCGCAGUGCUUCCCUAAUCAACAAUUUUUAUGAAGCUCUUUACCUCAGCACACAUCUCUACAAUCACUUUAUACAGAGAGGUUGUUUCUUUUUGCUGCAUUACUGUUUUUUAGAACCUUUGGGACCAGAUUUCUAAAAUACUGCUGACCAUUGUAGAGAAAUGAAUAUUGCUGAAAUGCAGGGUUUCUGGAGGGUUUUCUGUACAUGCACCAGGAGCAAAAGUAAUGUCAGAGGCCAAAAAGUUUCCCAAAUGUAGGUGAUUGGCAACUGCAGACUAAAAAAUACAAUAUACAAUUCUGUAUUUUUGGCCCCUGUGAAAUGGGCUUAUUGUUGUGCUACAUUUAAUAUGUUCAUUCAGGGCUAUUUUCUUAUUGCUGCAUGACACAGUGAAUGGAGCAAGUCUUGGAUCUCCACCACAGAGCUUAAUCCUAUCAGGCACAUUGUCACUUCUUAGUUUCCUUUUCAUCUGCAGUAGUGUGCCUCAUGUGCUCCAUCCCCCCCACACACAUUAUGAUUGAACUCAUGAAGCUCAGCUUGCCACCAGCACACUCUUUAAGGCUGAAUUGCCAUCCCAGAAAACCCCUAGUGGUCAGUUGGAAAAGGGACGUCCAUGGGAGGCAUUACAAUUAGCUGGGCAUUUGUUUCUGAAAUUCUUUCACUUACGUUUACUUUAGACUAACAGGGAAAUUAAAAGACUCCUAAAUCUGUCCCCACUCCAAUUCAUUCCAAGUAGAUUAUUCUUUGGCCAUCCCAAAGGUCAGUGCCCUAAGGCGUGCAUGUGGGGCAUUAGAAAAUAAUUUUGUUCUGUUCUGUUUUAGCAGAGCCUCCUAGGGACAUUAAAGCUGGACCAAGCGAAAUGUAUGAUGUCCCUAAAGUAACUUGUCCUUGAAAUUCUCUCACUUCUGUCUGUGACUCCUUUCCAUCUUCUCUCUUCCCUUUCCCCAAGUCUUAUUCCUUCAAAGCUGGUAACUGAAAUUGAAGGCGGUAACUGAUUGGAGCUUAAGGUUUGAGCCCUCCCAAGGGUCUAUGCAUUUUGGAAGGAGAUUUCUAAAAAUCAGUAAGAUGCCCUAACGCCCUUCCACAUGAUUCCUACUCAGGAACCUGGGUGGGUAGGAACCCAGGGUUCCAGGGAAGGCUUUUCCCUAAUUUCCAGAGCUAUACCCUGUUGGAUCUUUGCCAACAAGCCUAACACACACAGGUUAUUCUUGUAAUGUAAUUCUCUAAUACUUUUUUACAGAAUGUUUUCCUUUGAAUAAUCAAAGAAUCGGUUUUCUAAUGUGAAUUUAUCCUCAAGAUAGAGACACUUGCCUAUCUGGUAAAUUACACAAUCCUUAGGUAUAUUUAUUAUUGUAACAAGGUGGAGCUUCCAUUUUUCAAGCUGGGUAUAUGAUGGAUUUUUGUUAAAAUGUGCCUUAAAAGCCUAUUACUUCAAGAAUAAAUGAUCCUUUGGGGGAAAGGCAAAAAUAAUCCUAUAGCAUAGGACCCAAGUUCAUGGUAGUGAGUGUGCUCUUUAAUUAAUCAGACACUAAUAAAAUACAGAUUACUGCCUCAAACCUGUAAGUGUGACGAUGACCUUGUACUUAAAGGGAAAUGUAGGAGUUAUGUCUAAGUGUUCAGUUUUUCAGGUCUGUGCUGUUGGAUUACACAAUCUCUGGUCCUUUUGCAUUUUAUUUUGAUAUGGGAGUUAGCUUACUACAAUAUGUAUGACCGCCUUUAGGUCUCAGAUCUAAUGUCCUAAAUACGAAGCCCAAAUCAUGGCUACAAUGACUGCACUAGAGCAUAUUUACUUGUUUUCAAAGGUUGAGAACUUGACCUGCCUAUUUCUAUAUCAGGGCGGUUCUUUGCCUUUGGAGUGAGUUAGAAAAUUGGUGUAGAUGUGAGGGUAUGUUUGUGAAUUACAAUCUCUGGUUAUUUUCAGUGAUAUAAUUAAUGUAUAUGAUCAGGGUGGAAUGUUUUUGAAGAAAUAUAAAUAAACAAGAUGAUAUUCACAGUA
Choloepus didactylus (southern two-toed sloth) is the source of this 4310-nucleotide messenger RNA. RefSeq names its product Ras related GTP binding D (gene RRAGD). The transcript is spliced from 7 exons. Gene Ontology annotation, cellular component: nucleus; lysosome; Gtr1-Gtr2 GTPase complex. Bases 516 to 1706 code for a protein of 396 amino acids. NCBI's taxonomy places the organism in Eukaryota, Metazoa, Chordata, Mammalia, Pilosa, Megalonychidae. Gene Ontology annotation, molecular function: GTPase activity; GTP binding. The record is from RefSeq and is a predicted model, not a curated record. Gene Ontology annotation, biological process: cellular response to starvation; positive regulation of TOR signaling; cellular response to amino acid stimulus.